Molecule: messenger RNA, 810 nt
Organism: Neomonachus schauinslandi (Hawaiian monk seal)
Lineage: Eukaryota; Metazoa; Chordata; Mammalia; Carnivora; Phocidae
Gene: LHFPL5
Product: LHFPL tetraspan subfamily member 5
Exons: 2
Coding region: 1-810 (269 amino acids)
Biological process (GO): sensory perception of sound; detection of mechanical stimulus involved in sensory perception
Cellular component (GO): plasma membrane
Source: RefSeq, a predicted model, not a curated record
AUGGUGAAGUUGCUGCCUGCCCAGGAGGCAGCCAAGAUCUACCAUACCAACUAUGUGCGCAACUCGAGGGCUGUGGGUGUGAUGUGGGGCACGCUCACCAUCUGCUUCUCGGUACUGGUCAUGGCCCUCUUCAUCCAGCCCUACUGGAUUGGUGACAGUGUUAACACACCCCAGGCAGGCUACUUUGGCCUUUUCUCCUACUGUGUGGGCAACGUGCUGUCCUCUGAACUCAUCUGCAAGGGUGGCCCGCUGGACUUCUCCUCCAUUCCCUCUAGAGCCUUCAAGACUGCCAUGUUUUUUGUGGCCUUGGCCAUGUUCCUCAUCAUUGGCUCCAUCAUCUGCUUUAGCCUCUUCUUCGUCUGCAACACGGCCACGGUCUACAAGAUCUGCGCAUGGAUGCAGCUGGCUGCAGCCACAGGCCUGAUGAUUGGCUGCCUGGUCUACCCAGAUGGUUGGGACUCAAGUGAGGUGCGGCGCAUGUGUGGGGAGCAGACGGGCAAGUACACACUGGGUCAGUGCACCAUCCGCUGGGCCUUCAUGCUGGCCAUCCUCAGCAUCGGAGACGCCCUCAUCCUCUCCUUCCUGGCCUUUGUGCUGGGCUACCGGCAGGACAAGCUCCUUCCUGAUGACUACAAGGCAGAUGGAAAAGGUAACUCGCCAUCCCCCAGGGAGGUGGGGCUUCCUCUCAGCCAGUCCCCAGAGGAUUGGUCCCUGGCCAGGGGUUGGGGACAUCAAGACCAAUUAGACACAGCCCUUAUUCCAGAGGCCAAGGGCCAGUGGGGUUUUGCAAGCCAGCAGGUGAUGAGGUAA